Messenger RNA from Erpetoichthys calabaricus (reedfish), 1364 nucleotides. Its product is annotated as cornifelin homolog. The coding region runs from base 18 to 482 and encodes 154 amino acids. The transcript is spliced from 3 exons. The record is from RefSeq and is a predicted model, not a curated record. Lineage: Eukaryota; Metazoa; Chordata; Cladistia; Polypteriformes; Polypteridae.
GGAUAUCAGAAAUCACAAUGGCAACAUUUAACCAGCCUCAAUCUGUGAUUACCCAGCAAGUUACUGUUAUGAAAAGCAUCGAAUGGAGCACAGGAAUCUGUGACUGCUGUGAUGACAUGGGCAUUUGUUGCUGUGCUGCCUGGUGUUUGCCGUGCUUCAUGUGCAAGACAGCCAGUGAUUUUGGCCAGUACCUAUGUCUGCCACUGCUCGACCCCUGGAUGUGCUGUUUUCUUAAAUUUACACCUAUAACAGUUCCUCCUAUCUCUCUAGCCAUGCGAGUAUCCAUAAGGGAAAGAUACGGCAUUCAGGGGACGAUCUGCGACGACUGCUGCACGGUCUGCUGCUGCUUCUCCUGCUCCUGGUGCCAAAUGGCGAGAGAACUCAAGAAACAAAAGCAGCCUCUGACCAUUGUGAAUGCCCAAACCACAACAUUCAAUGUGGUCCAGACAGCCAGGCCACCCCCCUACAAUUCCAUAUACUAAGGUUUCAGUCCUGUGAAUUAUAUGACGCACCAUACAGUGGAUGCUGUCUCAUAUUCAAUUAUUAAACGUGUGAAGUUUGCAUUGUUCUUUUUGUUGUUCAGCCAUGUGCUUUUAGUGUAUCCCAGCAGGCACCAUAAGGAGACUUAGGUCGGUACUGAUGAACAGGGAUGAACCUGUGAUCACACUUUGGUACAAAAGAAAUAAAACAUGUGACUGCCAUACCUAAACACUCUGCUUCUCAGUUCUAAAUUAUGGAGAUUAUUACACACUCUGGUGGGCUUUAGUAGUGCAGUUCUUCUCAUAAUUUGUUUAGUAAAUGAUUGAUCACCAUCACAAAGGCUUUGAAGUGAUGGUUUAAUCACAAGAGUUAAUAUGCUUAAAAUAUGCAAGAGAAGAUUUGUCCACCAUGAUCCAAGGGGACAUUCAAGUUGAAAAGUCACAUUAUUAGUAAGACAGAAGGCGACGACAAUAAGAGGCAGCUUCUACUGACUGACAAGCCUCAGGGUUCAAAUUUAACAUUGGGAAGAGAACAUUCAGCUUAAUGUUCAUGAAAUGAUCACUUGGGUAACCAUUCUGCAAUCUUUCCAUAUAUCCAUUAAUCUUUUUUAGCUCAGUUUUUUCUCAUGUAAUAGGAUGCUGGCACCUAAUCCAGCAGUGUCAGGUGUAGAAAAGGAACCCACCCUAGGACACAUAUACCAAAGAAAAUAAACCUCAGGAGACUGAAAAGGAAAACAAACCUGCUUAAGCCCACACAGGUAGGAAGCAGACAACUGAUACAGCAUUUGGUCUUGGUAGCAGUAGCAACAUCUGUGCCACAAUGCCAUCUCUAUCUGGAUCUGUAUGAUGUAAAAUGAAACUUAAACUGUGAAUUAUCGCAUUAUU